GUGGGUGAUCGCGCUGACAUUGCUGACUGUCUGCAUCUGGCAUGCGCGUCAUGAUGCGCAGCAUGGAGUGCAGGAGUGGCACACCGUGCUGCCGCUGUCCUGCAUGGCUGGGGUGGUCGUGUCCUCCUGCUUGGGGCUGGUGGCCUACAGAAGCUUCUAUUCGCAGUACUGGCUCUACAGGUCCAGCCAUUCGUAUGUGAAUGUUCUUCCCUCUGAGCCUGCUGCGGGCUAUUUAGAUGCUGGGAAGCUGGUUUUCGCGGAGGAGGCGCGUGUGGAUACAAAGCGAGGCCUUGGUUUUAUGGACAGGUCUGUGUACUGUGUCGCGCCAAUCAUCGACGACUCCCACCCCGAUAAGAUCCAAUUCUGGGCUGCAGGGCAGGACUGCUGCAGCGCCCGUGGUGACUUUGAGUGCGACGACGCCUGGGAUAGGAGAGCUCACGCCGGUGUCGUCCUUCGAAAAGCCGCGCCGGAGUAUAUGCAGGCGGUGAAGCAGGCGAAAGCGGUUUAUCGCUUAUCCACGCCCGCUGAGCCUGUCUUUGUUCAGUGGGUCGUGGAUCCUGAGAAGGCAGAGCUGAACUACUGGUUGCUCGGCAACGGGAUCCUUAUCGGCUCCUGCGUGGUUUUCUUUGUCCUCUCCGCGGUCGUGAACGUGAUCCUCCUGCCCUUGGCAAAGCCGCGAGAGGACUGCUCCGGAUCGAUACAAGUAAUUUGGGCAUGGGGUUUAGGAUCUUGGAGUGAAUCAAUUACAUGUGUAAAGCCGUUGUCACUUGUCAAUGAAGCACCCACCCCCCCCCCCGUUGAGCGUCCUGAACACGACAGCUUCAGUCUUUUUACGCGAUAG
Messenger RNA from Symbiodinium pilosum, 841 nucleotides. Lineage: Eukaryota; Dinophyceae; Suessiales; Symbiodiniaceae. The record is from the annotation of a GenBank genome assembly.